AUGCGCAAUGUACUCGCGAUUUGUUUCUUACUUUUUAUUGUUGCCCAUGGUCAAUCACCAUGCGACCAGGUCCCAUUUGUCAGCCGAGAUGGAUGGGGUGCGCGUCCUCCAACAUCAAUAACUAAUCUGACAAGCAAACCGUUUUCUUUCUAUGUUAUUCAUCAUACGUAUCAGCCACCUAAUUGUUAUGAUGAUGUAUCAUGCAUUGAGCGAGUCAAAUGGAUUCAAGAUUUUCAUCAAAAGGAUCGAGGAUGGGUGGACAUUGGAUACCAUUUUCUUGUUGGGGAAAACGGUAAAGUCUACGAAGGACGAGGAUGGAAUCGACAAGGUGCUCAUGCGCCAGGUUGGAAUAACGAUGCAUUCGGAAUCUGUAUCAUCGGUGAUUUUAGCACGGCAGCACCGAAUCAAGCGGCAUUGAGUGCAGUGAAACUCUGGAUAGAUUGUGGUAUUGAACUAGGACACGUAAAAAAAGAGCAUUUCAUCAUCACACAUCGGCAAUCCCAGAGACCUGGUUAUACAGAAUGCCCAGGUAAUGGUACGAUCGAUGCUAUCAAACCGUGGCCGCGAUACUGUUCGUAUCAAAAUUCCGGUGCGAACUUAACUCAAAAUCAAACACAAGCAUCUCUCGGCCGUCAAUUCUGCCUGAAUGAAUUAGGCUCAUCAGCUGCUUCAUCUUUUUCAUCGAUUUCUAUCCAUUCGGUUCUCGCCAUUUUCCUUUUCGUUCAUUAUUUUAUUGAAUAA
This is a messenger RNA of Adineta ricciae, 741 nucleotides long. Lineage: Eukaryota; Metazoa; Rotifera; Eurotatoria; Adinetida; Adinetidae. The record is from the annotation of a GenBank genome assembly.